This is a messenger RNA of Brettanomyces nanus, 1401 nucleotides long. RefSeq names its product Mitochondrial-processing peptidase subunit beta (gene MAS1). The coding region runs from base 1 to 1401 and encodes 466 amino acids. The record is from RefSeq and is a predicted model, not a curated record. Gene Ontology annotation, cellular component: mitochondrion. The transcript has a single exon. Lineage: Eukaryota; Fungi; Ascomycota; Pichiomycetes; Pichiales; Pichiaceae. Gene Ontology annotation, molecular function: metal ion binding; metalloendopeptidase activity.
AUGCUAAGACUCCUUGGACCAUCUCUGAAGACAACGCUUUGCUUACGUAGGAAUUUGGCUACGGCUGCAAUUCCUACUACUAAGACUACCAAGCUACCGAAUGGAUUGACUGUGGCAACUGAAGAGAUUCCGAAUUCUUUGUCUGCCACUAUAGGCGUUUGGAUAGAUGCAGGUUCACGUGCUGAUGUAAGCGACAAAACCUCCGGAACGGCUCAUUUUUUGGAGCAUUUGGCGUUCAAAGGAACUACAAAUAGGACUCAGUUGGGGCUGGAACUAGAGGUUGAAGAUUGUGGAUCUCAUUUGAAUGCUUAUACGUCACGUGAGAACACCGUUUACUAUGCGAAAUCUCUUAAGGAGGAUAUUCCACGUGCUGUAGACAUUUUAUCUGACAUUUUGACCCGGUCAAAGCUUGAGAAGUUGGCCAUUGAGAGGGAAAGACCUGUGAUUAUUCGAGAAAGUGAAGAAGUCGACAAGAUGUAUGAUGAAGUGAUAUUCGACAGACUUCAUGAAGUUGUUUAUAAAGAACAGCCACUUGGAAGAACGAUUUUGGGCCCUAUAAAGAACAUCAAGUCGAUUUCCCAACCUGAUUUGAAGAACUAUAUUAAGACCAACUAUAAAGGAGAUCGUAUGGUUCUCGUUGGAGUUGGUUGUGUUAAUCAUGACGAUUUGGUAGAAUUGGCAAAGAAAGAUUUUGGACUUGUUCCUAUCAGUGAAAAAGCCCUACCUUUGGGUACACCAAGAGGAGCUCUACCGAAAUUUUGUGGUGGUGAAGUGAAGAUUAACGAGAGAUCACUUCCGAAUACAUAUAUUGCGCUCUGUGUGGAAGGCUGUGCAUGGUCUUCUAAGGACUAUUUCAAGGCUUUAGUUGCUCAAGCAAUUGUAGGUAAUUGGGAUCGUGCCACAAACGCUUCGCCUACGCCAUUAGCCAAGUCUGUAGCACAGGGAGUUCGUGGUAACCAAGAUGAACCACUCUGUAACUCAUUCAUGUCAUUUUCCACGUCAUAUUCGGACUCUGGAUUAUGGGGAGUCUACUUGGUGAUUGAUAAGAACACCAACUGUAAGCCUGUAAUCGAUCAAGUGUUGAAGGAAUGGAAGAGAUUACGUGAGGGGAGUAUCAGCCAAGAGGAGAUUGAUACUGCUAAGGCACAAUUGAAAGGAUCGUUGCUUCUUUCUUUGGAUGGCACUACUGCAGUUGCAGAAGAUGUGGGAAGACAGUUGGUGACUACAGGAAGAAGACUAUCCCCAGAAGAGACGUUUGAGAUUGUUAACGAUAUCACUAAGGAAGAUGUCGUUGGUUGGUGUAAGAAGUAUCUUGAAGGAAGACCUACUGGAAUGUCAGCGUUAGGAAGUGUGAAGAGUAUACCAAGCUACGGGUAUAUUAGUGAAGGACUGAAAGCCUAG